UCUCUUUCCUUUGUUUUCUUCUUUCCUUUUCAUUCCAACAUGUUCCAUAACCCGUUGAUUACUAACUAUCUAAACCACAUCACACAGUGUAGUCAAGGCUUUGUUGGUGAAGCUUCUGCUAAACGCUACAGCCCAGCACUACUAAAGAAAAGAGCAAUAAGCUUUGGUGUGGAUGACAGGACAUCACCGGUUAAGAGUACAGCAGAAAUUGAUGCAAACAUCCUUGCUGUACUGCCCAAAGUUUCAGAGCUAAGGAAGCAAUUUGAAACCUCUAUUAGAAGUAAUCCAGAAAUGAACAGGAAAGAGAGAAUCGCACAAAGGUUGGAGGUGAUUGAGGCUGGUGUUCCACCUGCUCUUACUACAAGCAUGCAACGCACAGCUGGCCUGGUGACCAACCGACUUCUGGAAGAGGACACACCACGCUAUACACGUGCUUCAGAUCCCAGGGAUCCAGGCAUUGUGGUGCGGCGCUAUAGCCGUGAUGAGAUAGAAGCUACAGAGCGGCAGUCCAGAGCUCAUUCACGUCCAGAUUCACAGUCGUCCACCAAUCCUGAGCCAGUCGGCCCUACCCCAGCAGGUUCUGAUGCAGCCAGCCUCAGCUCUAAAGCUGAGCGGAUUGCGCGCUACAAAGCUGAACGUCGGCGGCAGUUAUCAGAGCGUUAUGGAAUCCUCCUCGACCAGGAGGUGGAUCUGGAUUACACACCACGCUACACACGUGCACGGAGAGAAUCUGACCUGUCGGACAAAGGGGCUCCUCCUGACAGGGGACGUGGUGAAAGCAGGACGAGGGGCAGGGCAAUGCAAGAGCAGGAUGAGGGGCGGGACCGAAGCAGCAGCAGGUCUAAAUACAGCAGUUCAGGGAUGGGGCGGGUCUUCAUGCCUUCUGACCCCGCCCCCAAUCCUGCUCCUCCUCCAUCAGGCUUUGAUGCCGAGCGAGAGAGAGAGAGGGCAAUGAACUUGGAAAAUUAUAGACGAGCACCUGACCGAAGUCCGAAACCACACACACAGGAAGCUCCGGUCCCCAUCGAAACAACAACAGCCCAACCAACGAGGGGUGUCGCUGUUGUCACUGUGGCAAGUUCUCCUAGGACAGCACGCAGAGCUUCGUUACCCCCAACACGAUAUGGCAUCUCUCCUGGAGACCUGUUCAUCGAGCAACAAGCUCAAAAUAUCCUCAACAGACAGGGCUUGGCAGCUCUCUCUCAGAGCGAUUGGUCCCUCAGGAGAGACAUGGACAGUGAAACAUACUCACAAAUCAACUGGCCAUCCAGGUAUCAGAGUGGGAGUGUACGACUAAGAGAGAGACAGACAAUCUCGGGAAGGGGUUCUGAUUCAGGGCCAGAUGCAUCCUCUGUCAGAUGUAAUCCAACAGUUGCCCCUCCAUAUUUAGCUCCACGACCUCAAUCUGCAAACCAACCACGAACACAGAGCUCUGAACCCCCAGUCCAUCAACCUCAUCAGGGAGCGGAGACCCGUCAACAAAGGGCACAUAGUGUGGAGCGGCCACGAUUCCAGUGCACUCACAGUAUGGAUUCACAUGAAAUUGGUAAUCAUCAGCGUGCCCAAAGUGCAGAGCCCCCAAACUAUGAACAGAGUCCUGGUAUACACCCUAGCACCAUGGGUCAUCAGCCUGGAUUUAGGCAAAUCAAGCAAUCCCUACCAAGGCGAGAUGGUCAAGAUGUUCAAGAACCAUCACAAAUGCACAGACCUUCCCAACAACCACACCCAGCAUACAAAAAUCUCCAGCAGCCAUCACCUGGUCACAGAGAUGCCCCACCACAUGUACAGAAGUAUCGGGCUAUCCUUCAACCAGUACCUUUGGAUCGGGAUACUUGCCAAACAGCUCAAGUACAUGCACCUACUCAGAAGCCUCUACAUGAACAAAACUUGCAUUCACGUCCUUCACAUGGCCAUUAUGCUCACAGCCAACCUCUGCAGUAUGGUUCUGUCCAGGCACUACCUCCAGCAUAUGGACAAUUUGUUCAUUCCGCUCCUUCCUAUACACCUAGCCCUCUAUCCCCACCUUCAAAUGCUCAUGCAGCUCACCCUGUUCCUGGACCUUCACUUAGUAAGUCUGAGAUGCUGGACUCCAAAGGACACUUGGCCGCACCUGGUUCGACAUCUGCUGACAAAGCGGGUGAAGAGACUAGACAGAGGGCUAGUGCUGAUCACAUUCAGACCAUUCACAGAGAAGGUCAAUCAGCAUCCAGAAAGGAUCCAGCCUCAGAAGGGUUACUUAGGAGCAGAAAGGCUGUGCUACCCUCAGAGAUCCGCCGCAGGCAAAAGAUUGUGGAUGAUCCCAUGCGUGGACAAACUGAUGAAGGUUUAGAAAUUCGAAGGAUCAGCCAGUCAGAGGAAAUUGAGGUGAGAGGUGGAAGAAAGUUGCACCAGUUGGAAGAAAAGGGAGGGCCUAAUGGAAGAGGAAGUGCUCAGAUGGAGGAGGGAAUAAUAACAGGUGAAAAGGUAAUAUGUCUAAUAAAAGACAAAGAACAGCAUGAUGACCGAAGAACCAGUCGAUCUGAAGAAAGACAGUUAGAUAAUGUCACAAAGAAUAGUUGGACAGGUGAAGAUGUGGUACGUGGUGUAAGGAAGAUUAGGCAAAGAGAAGAAAACACUCAAGAGGCUGAAAUUAAAAAAGAGGAGGGUCAAGAUAAUUGGAGCACUAACCGGUUUGAGUGGAUGGAACAAAGUGGUAUCAGGAAGGUUGACGAAUUCAAAGAAAGAGAAGUUGAUCGAAGACAAGGCCAAACUGUACAGUCUGUUGAACCACUGGUACAGGGUGAUAAGAAAACCAGUCAAGAGGUAGAGGAGCAGAAAGAAGGCCAAAGGUUGCUGCAAAAGGAAGUGGCAGAAGGACAUGGUAGAAGACGACGGAUCAAUUUGUCAGAGAAUGAAGAAGGGCAUGUCAGACGAAGAAGGAAAAGCCAACCGGAAGAUGAUUGGGAGGGACGUAGGGUACGUAAAAUUGGCCAGUUGGAUGAAUGGGAAGUGCAAGGAGUGCAUCGAAUGGGCCAGCCAGAUGAUAAUUUUGAAAGACAUGAGAAAGGAAAGCAGAGGUUAAACACACACCUACCUGAAGAAAUGGACACAGCUCCCACACAGCUAACCAAUGAACAGCAUUUCCCACACCAUAGGGUGGGGGAUGUUGGAGGGUACUUGCAGAAAGGUUCCUCCCUCCCACAAGCUCAACAUCGAGUAAGCCAGGAUUCAGGUGACCUCAGGCCAAAGGUGCGAAUCCGCUCCAUGUCAGAUAUAGGAGUAACUCAACGGUCUGCUGCAUUGAGAAGUCUGGAGUGUGCUGCCAGUCGAGAGUCUGCAAUGGUGAUGGGUACAGGGCUUCAUACUAGAGAGCCGAGUGGUGUGGCCAAUGGUGAAAUGGGCACCUUGGACACAAGAGUCUCUGUGGCAAAGCUGAGACAUUCCUACCUGGAGAAUGCUUCUGGACGCAGGCCAGAGCUGGAGUCUAAAGGAGAACAGGUUCCCACAGAGAGUGAUCCAGUUGCCAGCAGUGACCACGAGAGAGGAGCACGUCGACCCAGACUUUACAUUUCCCCUGGUGAUGACAGGAAGUCAUCUGAGAGGUUUAGAACCCAGCCAAUUACAUCAGCUGAAAGGCUGGAGUCUGAUAGGUCCCGUGUUAGUCCUGAGCUUCAUCAUGCAGAAUUGGAUGAGGAAAAAAUGGAUGAACGAGCUAAAAUGAGUGUGGCAGCCAAGAGGUCUCUUUUCAGGGAGCUGGAGAAGACUUCAGAAGCAGGUGUCCCCAAACCUCGAUCACGCAAUGCUGCGAUUGAGCGACGACUCAGACGAGUGCAGGAUCGGUCACGGACACAGCCGGUCACAUCGGAGGAAGUUGUCAUUGCUGCUACUUCCCCCAGUCCCCCUUCUCAAGUCAUCACUAUUCACACCACUGCUCCCAGAAUCCCCAGUCCCGUUAUAGUCAGCACUUCCAUGACUAGUUUCAGUCUGCAGGCAUCAUCAGCACAUGGAUCGACCCACCAAGAGCAGGAGAAAGAAGAUGUUUCACAGGAGGCGGUUCUGGGAGAAGAGCACUUGGGGCCUGAGGAGCCGGACUUAUCAACACUAAGCCUUUCUGAGAAGAUGGCAUUAUUCACUCGCUUGUCACAACCCUCUGACCAAUCUGGAAAUGGACCCCGUCCUGACACACGCCAGCGUAGAGCCAAUGCCCGCUUUCAGACUCAACCUAUCACCCAGGGCGAGGUUGAUCAGGAGCUUACAAAAGAUGUAGAUCCAUCCAGUCUCACAGAUAAACCCGCUGUGACUAGUGAUUCUGUUGGCCCCCCUCAGAGUGAGCAACUGCUAAAUGGAAGCAUGAAGUUGGAGCCUCUCUCUGCAUCACUGGUCCGCUCUGUUACCGCGGUCACCACCCAGGCCUCUGUUGCCACGGUGACAAGUGCUUCCCCAUCAAUGACCGCAGAUGUUCUCCUGGGGAUCUCCGCGGCUCCACCCAACACUCAGGCCUCACCCAAUCAGGCAGUCUCUGCUCAGCUUCCAGCCUAUGAGAGAGGAGUUCGAUACUUCAGUCUUACAGAGAGUGGGGAAAAACCCACACCUGAUGUUCAGUCCCCGCCCCCCGAAGAGCAGCCCGUCCAGUCAGUGUAUGGCAAGGGUGUGGCCAAUGAGAGUGGGCGGAUGGGAAGACUAGGGUAUUUAGGCGGAGAGGAGAAAGAGACAGAGCUCCCCGGUGUGACUUCCCUUCCGCGCACACAUGCAUUCAGACACACACCCCCUCAUGGCAGGGGAGACGCAGAGCUGACAGGCCCACGGGAAAGGGAAAAAGAGAGUAUUCCCGUCUCACAGGGAGGCUACCUCUCGCCAGACGCCCAUCAGACAGCAAGAGGAAGCGGUACCAGAACCAUCGUCUCGGAUGUCUCUGAUCCCAGCAUUCCUGUGAGGACGCUGAGCACGGCUGCGGCCUCGUCCAGAAGUUCUUCACAAAUCUCUAACUCAGUCACUUACCUCCAGCAAACCCAGUCCUACACAUCUCCACAGCCUCAACCAAAACCAGCGCAGCACCCUCAAAUCUACCCACCGACCCACGCUCGACCCCAAACACAACCCUACAGCCCGCCGGCACUGCCACAGACACACCUCAUUUCUGACUCUCAACCUCAUAUCCACGUUGACUCUCAGGUUUCUCCACGGCAAACCCAGCUGUACCCUGAACCCCAGCCACAGUCGCAACCCAAAGUCCCGCCACAGAAGCAGCCCAAACCACAAUCCUUCCUUCCACCCCAGUCUCAUGCCUACAUUCACCCUCAGCCCAAGAUACCCCCUCAAACCGAUCCAAAACCCCAGUGUAUCAUACCACCUCAAACACAGCCCCAAGAAGAGAUCCUGGGAAAAUACGGCCCAUCUGGACCCAUCGUCUCCAAAGACCAAAAGCCAGAGAUCCACGAAGAUCCAGAGGCCAUGACAUCCAUGUCAAUCAAAGAGAGGUUGGCAAUGUUGAAGAAGAGUGGAGAGGAAGAUUGGAAAAACAGGAUCAAUAAGAAACAGGAAGUUAUACAGGAAGUGGUGUCUGUAAGCGAGAAGAGUAGUCAAAUAAUGGAGGAGCAAGUCUUUAAUAAAAAGGACGAGACUGUUAUCAGUGAGUUCACGUCAUCUGAGCAGCUCUGGGAGCCUGUCUUUUCCUCCACCUACUCUCCUCCUCCUCUCCCAUCUACCCCAAAAUGCCAAUUUGUAGAACAUCAAGGCCAGGUAAGAGAGCGUGUGCAUUUAAGAAAACAGAUAAUCUCGACACAAGACGAGGCUAGCACAGGGAAGGGCGUGGCCAAUGACUCGGUCCAAUACACUGUGGCUGCCAGGAUGGUGAAAAAAGGUCUGGCUGCUUCCUCUGCAGUGAUCAGCCCUAUUCUGUCUCCAGUCUCUGCUAAACUGAAGAGCAGUGUGCCGGCCAUCUCUAAACCACAAGAAGAAAUGGAGUCUGAUAAGAAGCUGGAAAAGCUGGAGACGUUUUUGGGGCGUUUGAACAGUAAAGUAUCAGAUUUGCAGGAGACAACUUUGACAGUGACAGAGAAAGCCGUGAAGGAAGUGAUGCGACUGGAUGAUGGUAUCUUUUCAAAAUUUUACCGUCACAUGACAGAUAUUCCCCGCAGCAUGAGUAGCAGAAUGCAUCUGGAUGAGGACUUUGAUGCCAUCUUUGGAAAACAAACUCAAACGUUGACAUCAGCAAUGGUGCAGCACAAGCGGGCCGUUCGUCCCUCCCGUAAUGUCCAGGCCUCCAGAAACCCCUUAAAGAUUCUCGCUGCAAGAGAAGACAUCCAACAGGAGUACACCGAGGAGAGACUGAACGUGGGGCAGCUGGAGGCCAAGAGAAUUAAACAGGAGAAAAUGAGCAAGAGCACCAGUUUGUCAGACGCAGCUCUGGCUGGUUUGGCCAGUAAAGAGAGCUACAGCAGCGUGAGUCUGCGCAGUGUCAGCAUCUCAGAGCAGAUGACUAAUAACAGCGCAGCUCCCUACAAAAAACUCAUGCUCAUGCAGGUCAAAGGUCGACGUCAUGUCCAGACCAGACUAGUGGAGCCUAGAGUGUCCUCUCUGAACAGCGGUGACUGUUUUCUGCUGGUUACGCCUGAGCAUUGUUUCGUUUGGACUGGAGAGUUUGCAAAUGUCAUUGAGAGAGCCAAGGCAUCUGAACUGGCCACUUUCAUCCAGCUGAACCACGACCUUGGUUGUCGAGCAGCAGAGGUUGAGACGAUUGAAGAAGGGGUGAACUCACAAAGCCCCGCAGCUGCAGAGUUCUGGAAGAUCCUGGGAGGAACAGGCAACUACCAACCGGCCGGGUCUCCAGACGAGGAUGAGAAGUUUGAAAGUGCCAUUGUGGAGACGAACUGUAUCUUCCGUCUUGUGGACGAUAAACUGCUUCCAGAUGAUGAUUUCUGGGGGAAAGUGCCUCGUAGUUCACUUUUGGGCUCUAAAGAGGUAGUAGUGUUUGAUUUCGGCAGUGAAGUGUACGUGUGGCAUGGUAAAGAGGUCACACUGGCACAGAGGAAGGUGGCGUUUCAGCUGGCCAAGCAUCUUUGGAACGGGACCUUUGAUUAUACCAACUGUGACAUCAACCCUCUGGACCCUGGAGGACACAACACACUCAUACCAAGGAGAGGUCAAGGUCGUCCAGACUGGGCCAUAUUUGGCAGACUGACCGAAUAUAAUGAAACAUGUCUUUUUAAAGAGAAGUUCCUGGACUGGAGAGAUGCUUCUAGACUGUCACCUAAAGAUGUCAUCGAACACCCCUUCCAGCAGAAGGAGUCACCGGGCACAGAUUCUCGUUCUGAGUGCCAGGCGUACAGCGCCUCUCUGAUGCUGCCGGUCCCGCUUUCACCCAUCAGCACAGUUCUGGACGGUCAAAAUGUGGGUCGAGGACAUGGUCCGGUGGAGAACAGCUUGGACGACUGCAUGCGCUCUCUGGAGAUCAGCACUGUUUCGGUUGACGUGUGGCAUAUCCUGGAGUUUGACUACAGCCGAUUGCCAAAGCAGAGCAUCGGCCAGUUUCACGAGGGAGACGCUUAUGUAGUGAAAUGGAAGUACAUGGUGAGCGCGGCAGUGGGCAGCAGGCAGAAGCCGGAUCAGGUGCGCAGUGCGGGUCCCGGCAGGGAGAAGUGCUGCUAUUUCUUCUGGCAGGGCAGAAACUCAACAGUCAGUGAGAAAGGAACGUCUGCACUCAUGACUGUUGAACUGGAUGAAGAGAGAGGAGCACAGAUGCAGGUCCAGCAGGGGAAGGAGCCCGCCUGUUUCCUGCAGUGUUUCAACGGAGGGAUGAUUGUGCAUUCUGGGAAGAGAGAAGAAGAAGAGGAGAACAUUCAGAAUGAUUGGCGUCUGUACUGUGUGCGUGGUGAGGUGCCUGUAGAGGGCCAUCUGCUGGAAGUGGCGUGUCACUGCAGCAGUCUGCGAUCACGCACAUCAAUGGUCCUUCUGAACGUCAACAAAGCCCUCAUCUAUCUGUGGCACGGCUGUAAAACCCAAACACACACACGGCAUGUCGCUCAAACCACCGCAGAGAAGAUCAAAGAACAACGGCCACUGGAGGCGGGACUUCACAGCAGCUGUAAUGUGACCAUUCAUGAAUGUGAGGAAGGUGGCGAGCCAGUGGAAUUCUGGGAAGCAUUAGGCAGGAAGGACCGCAAGGCCUACGACUGCAUGCUUCAAGACCCUGGCAAGUUCAACUUCACGCCGCGUCUGUUCCAGCUCAGUAGUUCUUCGGGUGAGUUUAUGGCGCAGGAGUUUUUCAACCCAUCCAGAGCUGCAGACCUUAUUUGUUCCCUGCCGUUCCUGCAGGAGGAUCUGUACUCUACCCCUCAGCCAGCUCUGUUCCUAGUGGAUAACUAUCAUGAAGUUUACCUGUGGCAGGGCUGGUGGCCGCAGGAUACCAAGAGUACCGGUUCUGCCCUCAUCCGCUGGAACUCAGACAGGAAGUGCGCUAUGGAAACUGUGUUGCAGUACUGCAGAGAAAAGAAUGAGAAGAAGCCUCAGAAGUCAUAUUUGAUCCAUGCUGGAUUGGAGCCUCUGACCUUCACAAACAUGUUCCCCAGCUGGGAGCACAGAGAGGACAUUGCUGAAAUCACAGAGAGGGAGGCAGAGGUGUGUAACCAGAUCAUUCUGGUGGAGGAUGUUUUGGCCCAACUCUGUAAGAGCAUUUAUCCUCUAGCAACACUUCAAACCCGUCCCCUUCCCCACGGCGUCGACCCGCUGAGACUCGAGAUGUACCUGACCGAUGAGGACUUUGAGAGAGUAUUAGACAUGAAGAGAGAAGAGUUUGACGCUCUGCCCGGAUGGAAGCAAGUGAACCUAAAAAAAGCCAAAGGACUCUUUUAAAAACCUGACUAAAGUCAUAAUGGUGACAGAAUUAUCACUGUACAUUUCCUCCAUGGCCACCGGUUCUGUGCUUACCUCGCCAUUUUGACCUCUUUCGGUUAAGUGAGGUGAUUGUGCACUGAGAACAGGGUAAACGGUCAGGUCAAAGGUCACUUUAGGAUCUACAGAUGCACCUGUCCACUCUUGAUGUAUUUAUAAAGUCUGUGGAGGUGAUGUGUGUGUGUGGGUCUCCUCACCACGUUCAUGUAUGAUGAUUUGCAGUCCGUGAGCAGUGCGUAAGUCCAUGUAACAUCAAAAACAGUAUGUUUAGUACCUGAAAUCAAUUCACUCCUCUUCCCAUUCGGUCUGAUCUGUGAUGGGUUUUUGUUGUAAUGUGUGUUUAUGUUUGAUAAGUUUGCUGAAUAAUUGGAAAUUGUAUAAACUUUGUAGCGAACAAAGAAACGGCAGAAAAUCCUGUGUGAUCGCUCUAAAUGUUGUCAUAUGUCUUAGAAUAUUCCUUUUUGAGUUUACAUGCUGCGUUUGUAUUUUCUGUGUGUUCUUCUCGUGUGAAUGGCUGUUGGUUGUGUUGGUGACGGUCUCUUUUUCUUGAGGUGUGAGAGACAUCAAGUUUGUUUGUAUUCGGACAGCAUGGAAUAUUGGACGAGAGAAAGAAAAUAUAUUAAUUUAAAUGUACAGUAUAGUGCCUUGCUUUUGUGUACAGUUUCUAUACCAAACACACACUGGUCUGCAUUUCAGAGACUUUCUUUGUGAUAAACGAAAUAGUGAAUAAAGAAAGCAUAUUAAAAUAAAAA
Messenger RNA from Cyprinus carpio (common carp), 9620 nucleotides. RefSeq names its product supervillin-like. Gene Ontology annotation, molecular function: phosphatidylinositol-4,5-bisphosphate binding; actin filament binding. Lineage: Eukaryota; Metazoa; Chordata; Actinopteri; Cypriniformes; Cyprinidae. Gene Ontology annotation, biological process: barbed-end actin filament capping; actin filament severing; cytoskeleton organization. Gene Ontology annotation, cellular component: actin cytoskeleton; cytoplasm. The record is from RefSeq and is a predicted model, not a curated record.